Messenger RNA from Indicator indicator, 1010 nucleotides. RefSeq names its product proteasome assembly chaperone 2 (gene PSMG2). Gene Ontology annotation, cellular component: nucleus; cytosol. Lineage: Eukaryota; Metazoa; Chordata; Aves; Piciformes; Indicatoridae. The record is from RefSeq and is a predicted model, not a curated record. Gene Ontology annotation, biological process: proteasome assembly. The transcript has 7 exons. The coding region runs from base 7 to 813 and encodes 268 amino acids.
GCCGGCAUGUUUGUUCCUUGCGACCGUGCUGGGGGCUCCGCCGACUUCGACUUUACAGGAUUCACUCUGCUCAUGCCAGCAGUGUCAGUUGGAAAUGUUGGUCAGCUGGCAAUAGAUCUAGUGAUUUCUACACUUGACAUGACCAAAAUUGGUUACUUCUACACUGACUGCCUGGUGCCAAUGGUUGGAAAUAAUCCAUAUGCAACAUCAGAGGAAAACUCAAAGGAACUGAGUAUAAAUGCCGAAGUGUAUUCAUUACCUUCCAAGAAGCUUGUAGUUUUGCAGAUCAGAUCACCUUUUAUAAAGAACAAGUACAGGCCAUUCUGUGACAUGCUGCUUUCUUGGGUGAAAAGCAGCCACUGUGCCAGAGUCGUCGUUCUGUCCAGCAGCCAUGCAUACCAGUGUGAUGAUGAGCAGCUCCUUGGGACACCACUACGCUACCUACUUACACCUGAUCUUGAGAAAGCAGUUGGAGACCCUAUACAGGAGCUAAAGUGGAAAGAAAUGGAAAAAGUAGCAGCUUAUCCUGGAGUAAAUGAUACAGAAAAGGUUCUGCAUAUUCCUGGAGGUGGCAUCACAAAACUGUUGUUUACUGAGAGCUGUUCAAAAGGAAUCCAAAUGGCAGUUCUUCUGAAAUUCUGCUCAGAAGGGGAUAACAUCCCUGAUGCAUUUGCUCUUGUGAACUAUCUCAAUGAAUGGCUCCAGCUAAUUAAGAGUGAAAGCAACAAGUCCACAGAUCCUUCUUCACAAUGGAAAGCACCAAGUUCUUGGCGCUUGCUUUUUGGCAGCGGUCUUCCCCCUGCGCUCUUCUGAUCAGAUCCGAACUCUGUAAGUCCCUUGCGAAGGUGAUUCCAUAGUCAUUGCCAAGUAACAGCAACUUACUUUGUCCUGUAGAUAAAUUCUUUGUUUAAGAAAAAUUCCUUUUUACACGUGUGGGUAGCUAAAGAGAUUAAGGUAACUUUCACAAAUUGACCAAAGAAAUAAGUUUUGUACAGUUACUUAUUGAAUAA